CUUAUAAUCAUAAAUAUAAUAAAUAUAAUAUAAUAAAUUCCAAUAUUCCACACUUCUCAUUCUCUGCUUCAAAACUUGUUCGAUUUUGCAGUACUCACUCUCCAAUUAUGGCCAAAGGCGUGAUAUCUGAUGACGAAGAUGAGGUUGAGGUUGAGAUGGACGAGAGAGAGCCUGUUGAUGGUGAAGAAUUGGAAGAAGGAGGUCGAGAUAUGGACGAGGACGAUGUGGAUGAAGAAGAAGAGGAAUACUGGGGAUUUCAAAUUAGGGUUUUCCCUUGCGGCAUUGUUUGAUUUUGGAAGGUGGAAGCAAAGUGAGAUUUCCAUGAGGCGAGUCUUACACCCAUCUUGUAGUAUACUUGUGUUACUGCACCAUGAGCCUGAAUCUCAUUUCCUAUUAGGGACACAUCAACGACAUUAAUUAGGUAUUGUUAGUUAAAGUUGAAAAUUACUCUUCUAAUUAGGUAUUGUUCUAUUUUUGUAAAUUUUAAAAAUAUAUAGUUAUAUAUAAUAUAAUUUGGUCUAUUUUAAAAUCAUGCUAUCCUCAUUGGGAUUUUCUUCUAUCUGGUUGCAUCUUGGGAUUUUCCUACUGUUGUAACACUGAUUCAUUUCCAGCCAAAGAGUUUUACCAUGGUGUUAUAGUAUGACAUUUUGGGUUCCUUGUUUGGACUACCAAAAUUGAGCUUAGAGAUAAAAAAUCUGAGACGAGUUCUCCAAGUUAGAAUAGCAAUUGAGGAUUAUUCUGCACCUACAACUGAAAGUAAGGCAGCACAGGCUAUGAGCAUGCAUCUGUAUUUCCCGUGUGGGAUCAUUAGAGGAGCUCUUUCCAAUUUGGGAAUUCCAUGUGCAGUUUCUACUGACAUAUCAAGCUCCAGCAUGUAAGUAUCUCCCUCCUCCCUCUCUCUUUUAGACACAUGCGGAGAUAAGAAAGGUUACUUAAGGGUAGAUAAAAGUUCUGUUCCAUUUGUCAUGUUUUCCGGAUGCAUAAUUGCAUGUGAAUAAUUCGAUAUGUUUGGAAAACUUUAAAUAGGUUCUAGACUAGUUCACAGUCAAUGGCCUACAGUGAGAAGUUCAGUUCCGUUCGAUUUGUGAUACAGUUUUUUAAAGUUCUGUUGUUCGAUUUGUGAUGCAUAAUUUUUUCUUAACUUGCUCAAUAAGGUAGUAGAAGUCUUUCGAGUUUCUCUCGGACCUAGGUACCUUCACUCUGUAUAGUUCUUCUUUGGUCUCUAGUUAUACUACAGUAUAGAUGCAAUUUUUGUGUUGGGGCAGUUUAGCUAGCAUGGAUAUUCCUGAUGUCCAAGUAGGUGUGGAGAGUAGGCUAUGGUUGUUGAAAUAAUUAUAUAUUUAAAUAUAACUGGCAUAUUUUCGUUUGAGACAAUUUGUAAGUUUGUUUUCAGAAUAAUUGAAGGAUAUUCUUUAUGAGUAUAGAAGGUUGUGCUUUCUUUAUCUAUCUAUAUACAUCCUUGCACGAUCUAAAAGUGAGUAUCGUUUGAAUGUAGAGAUAAUUGGCUAUUUUUGUUAAAGUGCAAGUUACUUCUAUCUAUAGACUCAAUAUUAAGAUUUGAGAACAACCAGAUGGGUUAUAUUGGCUAGCUUUACAUUAUGCAGGUUGCACCAUGAAGUUGUUAAAGAUGAUCUAAUUUGGUUCAUGUCAAGACUACGAAUGUAGCUGAGAGCUUACUUGACCUAGAGGUUCACUCUUAAACCAAAUUUAAGAUAUUGGGUGACUUCCUUGAAUAAACGGGCAACAUUUUUGCGGAGAAACAAAUUUACCGCUUAACUAGGUUUUACCCAUAUUGUUUAUUUUGACAAAUAUUAGCGCACUUUUGUAUUUAAAUCAAUUUUGUUUUAGAAGCGUUUGCAAAUGAUGUUAAAAGUUACUUAUGCUUAACACUGAUUUAAUUCUGUGAGGAUAAAAUACUCCGCUUAUUAUCUGAUGCAACCCAUAUGUUACCUUUA
This is a messenger RNA of Vicia villosa (hairy vetch), 1955 nucleotides long. RefSeq lists its product as uncharacterized. NCBI's taxonomy places the organism in Eukaryota, Viridiplantae, Streptophyta, Magnoliopsida, Fabales, Fabaceae. The transcript has 4 exons. The record is from RefSeq and is a predicted model, not a curated record. The coding region runs from base 130 to 417 and encodes 95 amino acids.